AUUUUACACUAAAAUCAUAAUUUAAAUUUGUAUUUUUGUUUAGUUUCACAUGCUUUCAAGCAGAAAUUUUUUUUUCAAAAUUUCAAUCAGUUAAAUCAGUCGUAUGAAAUCCAAUUGGGUCGAAUUGAAGGCAACGCGAUAUGGAAAAUGGCGAUUACAUUACACCAGAAGCCGCGCUGAAGAUAGGAAACGCCAUACAAUGUGACAUCGCGCCCCCUUUCUGGUACCCGUGCUGCCAGAUCAAAGCAAAAAGUUUCGGCCCUGUAGGCAAUUUGGACGACAUGGCGAUUGUCAAACUAAUGCAACCGGUUGAGAAGAAGGAAUGGCUUCGAGAGAUGGGCGUCGACAAGAAAGAAAUGUAUUUGCCCGGUGAAAUCUACAAGUCAAAAGUGCCUAAAGAAAUUCUGAAAGCACCGCAAACUGAUGAACGCUGCCAAGACAUAUGGAAGCCGAAAACGUACGGAUUCCACAAAACUUUCAAACCAGAAGACUUUCCUCCGAUAACGUACCCGCUUUACGAAAGCGUGAUGCGAAGAGAGAAGUUGAGCAGCAAUUACGACAGCGUUUCCACGUUACAAAGCUCUCCGAGUGGCUCGUCGACCCUAAACACCCGGUCGUGGAACGUCGCGGAAAACUUACCCGUGUUAAACUACGCAAAUCAAGUCCCGACGGGCAAAAGGAGAUCCUGCGUCUUUUACGGGGAUCACCAAUGCAGUGAACACGUCCACAUUCCUGGUACAAAUCCCUGCUGCAGGAGAUACACUGUCGACCGGAAGUAACGAAAGCUUCUUUUAUUUAUUAUUUUUCUGUUGACAGAUUUUUUUAUUUUUUUGAAAAAUAAAUGCAUUUUCUCAAUAGU
Messenger RNA from Cimex lectularius (bed bug), 859 nucleotides. RefSeq lists its product as uncharacterized. The record is from RefSeq and is a predicted model, not a curated record. The transcript has 3 exons. The coding region runs from base 141 to 779 and encodes 212 amino acids. NCBI's taxonomy places the organism in Eukaryota, Metazoa, Arthropoda, Insecta, Hemiptera, Cimicidae.